Schistocerca cancellata (South American locust) is the source of this 669-nucleotide messenger RNA. Its product is annotated as facilitated trehalose transporter Tret1-2 homolog. Gene Ontology annotation, cellular component: membrane. Gene Ontology annotation, biological process: transmembrane transport. The record is from RefSeq and is a predicted model, not a curated record. Gene Ontology annotation, molecular function: transmembrane transporter activity. The transcript is spliced from 2 exons. NCBI's taxonomy places the organism in Eukaryota, Metazoa, Arthropoda, Insecta, Orthoptera, Acrididae. Bases 1 to 669 code for a protein of 222 amino acids.
AUGGCGCUCGUGUUCGCUGGGCUGUACAACCUGUGCGGCAGCUCCGCAAUGACCGCGAACGCGACACAGAUCUUCCUGUGGAGCGGCAGCUCCCUGGACUCGGACGUGUCCACCAUCAUCCUGAGCAGCAUCCAGCUGGCGUCCUCGCUGGCGGGCUCGCUGGUGGUGGACCGCCUAGGCAGGCGGCCUGUGCUGCUUACGUCAUACCUCGCAGCCACCAUCUCCGUCGCCGUCGAGGGCGUCUACUUCUACCUCAGGGAGCACGCCGACCAGGACGUCAUAGAGCCUCUCGGAUGGUUGCCACUCACCGCCCUCGUGUGCUUCUUCGUGACCUACAACAUGGGCGCCCACGCGCUCACGUGGACAGUGGUGAACGAGAUCGUGCCGACCUCGAUCCGAGGUCUAGCCAACUCAGCAGUGGCGGUGUUGACGGCGGUUGUCACUUUCGCCAUCAUGAAGCUCUUCCAGAUCGUCUCGUCGGCUCUCGGCACCUACGUCCCUUUCUGGUUCUUCGGAGCAUGCGCCUUUGCAGAAUUCAUAUUCACGUUCUUCUUGAUUCCAGAAACGAAGGGCCGAACGCUCGAGGACAUAAGUGCCGAGAUGAGGGGGAAGACAGCCGGAGGGACAGAGACGGAUGGGAGGACAUCAGUUCUAGGAGGAAAUCCUUGA